AUGAGCUCGACUAACUUCGCCGCUGCCCAACAGCGGGUUCUUGAACGUCGUCGCCUGCGCGAGGCUGAAUCCCGCGCCCGCCAUACCGCUCAGCAGCGGGCUUCUCCGAUCAGCCCGGCCAUUGUCCAGCGCCUACCGUAUCCGUUGAAUCGAUUACCCACUUCAGGAUGGCGCAUAUGGAACUCUGUUAAUGGCCGGGAUGGAACAAAGCCUGCUUUUCGUGUUGGUCAGGUGGACGCUGAAUUGUUGGAUGAGGAGCUGCUGGGUCUGAUGAAGGGCCAGGUUGGAGAUGCUCUCAAAUACUUCGGGCCUCAAAUGCGCGAAGACUGGUCCCACGAGAUUCAGUUUGCGCUGCGGGCUAUUCUCUUCAAAUUAUCGAUUUGGGAUCAUAAUGCAUCAUAUGGCGCUGCGCUACAAGGUCUCCAAUACACCGAUAGCCGAAGCAAAGGGCCUGUCUAUUCCACCCCUACUAAAUGGCAAAAGAGCGUGUAUGGUUUAUUGACGGUGGGCGGACGCUACGCUUGGGAUAAGUGGGAGAGCUGGUUGAUUGGGCAAGAAGGUGGCUAUCAGGAGCCAUCGCAAGAUAUCCGCAUGUUAUCACGACUCACCGACUUUGUCUCGACCUCACACUCCAUUGCCGCCUUCAUUUCCUUCCUCGUGUUCCUAGUGAACGGCCGGUACCGUACCUUAGUCGACCGCCUCCUCCGCAUACGCCUCACUCCUCCGUCAGCCCAAGCCAGCCGAGAAGUCUCCUUCGAAUAUCUGAACCGUCAAUUGGUCUGGCACGCUUUCACCGAAUUCCUUCUUUUCCUCCUUCCCCUGGUCGGAAUAGGCCGCUGGCGGCGCUGGAUCUCCCGCGCAUGGCGGAAGAUGGUCAAUUCCGUGCGAUCCAGCGGGGAUGAUGACGAGCCUUCCGAGAAGCAAGGGGAGCUGGCUUUCCUCCCGGAACGCACAUGUGCCAUCUGCUACCGGGAUCAGAACCCCACAUCUACGACAGAGACCGAUGUGCUAGCGGCUUCUGCUUCGGGUGGCAUCUCAGGCUCGGCGCAAACUGAUAUCACAAACCCUUACGAAACUGUUCCUUGUGGCUGUAUAUAUUGCUUCGUCUGUAUUGUGCAGAAGGUGGAAGGAGAGGAAGGCCAAGGGUGGACUUGUCUGAGAUGUGGUGAGAAUGUCAAGAAAUGCCAGCCCUGGAAUGGAGAUGUCCUCGAAGAGGCACGGUCUCAGCCCGGUACUGGCAAGAUCGUCGGCUUUGCCAUGGAUGGGGAGCCCGGCGAUGAAACCCGGGACGCAGAUCGUGACGAGGAAGAUUUCGACAAGUCUAGUCCAUUGCAAGAAAUCAGUGCCGACGAGUCUUUACAGCAUUCAGAGCAAUGGUCCACCGUUGAGAAAGAUGCCGACGAGGACACCGAGCAUCCACCCGCGGCCCAAUAA
Messenger RNA from Penicillium brevicompactum, 1434 nucleotides. RefSeq names its product pex2/pex10/pex12 family protein. Lineage: Eukaryota; Fungi; Ascomycota; Eurotiomycetes; Eurotiales; Aspergillaceae. Gene Ontology annotation, molecular function: zinc ion binding. The transcript has 3 exons. The record is from RefSeq and is a predicted model, not a curated record. Bases 1 to 1434 code for a protein of 477 amino acids. Gene Ontology annotation, cellular component: peroxisomal membrane. Gene Ontology annotation, biological process: protein import into peroxisome matrix.